GUGAAGUGUGCGUGAGUCUACGUGGGAGGCUGUGAGUAUACGUGUGAAUGUGUGUGUAAACUGCCGUAUGUGGGUGUGUGCGAGUCCAGGUGUGCAUGUGUGAGUGUCUGCCCGGGAGACUAGAUGUGCGUUUGGGCGAACGUGUGUGAGUGACUGCGCGCUCCCUGGGCCCCACCUCUGCACCCGCUUCCCCGCGGGGUCCCGCGGGUCCCCGGGCCCGGGACUACGACUCCCAGAAUGGCCCGGGCGGGCCCGCCCCGCCGUCGUGAUUGGCUGUGGUCCCGGUGCUCCCGCCCCGCGGGAAUGAAUGGAUGGGCGGCCUCAGCGCCCGCCCGAGCGCUGGGAGGACCGACCCGGCGGGGACCUGCUGGGGGCAGGACCCGGGGAGCAAGAUGGCCACGGUCAUCCCCGGCCCCCUGAGCCUAGGCGAGGACUUCUACCGCGAGGCCAUUGAGCACUGCCGCAGCUACAACGCGCGCCUGUGCGCUGAGCGCAGCCUGCGCCUGCCCUUCCUCGACUCGCAGACCGGCGUGGCCCAGAACAACUGCUACAUCUGGAUGGAAAAGACCCACCGCGGCCCUGGUCUGGCCCCGGGACAGAUCUACACGUACCCCGCGCGCUGUUGGAGAAAGAAACGGAGACUUAACAUCCUGGAGGACCCCAGACUCCGGCCCUGCGAGUACAAGAUCGAUUGUGAGGCACCCCUGAAGAAGGAGGGUGGCCUCCCCGAAGGGCCCGUCCUUGAGGCGCUACUGUGUGCUGAGACAGGGGAGAAGAAGAUUGAGUUGAAGGAGGAGGAGACCAUUAUGGACUGCCAGAAACAGCAGCUGCUGGAGUUUCCACAUGAUCUCGAGGUGGAAGACUUGGAGGAUGACAUUCCCAGGAGGAAGAACAGGGCUAAAGGAAAGGCAUAUGGCAUCGGGGGUCUCCGGAAACGCCAGGACGCCGCAUCCCUGGAGGACCGAGACAAGCCGUAUGUCUGUGAUAUCUGUGGGAAACGGUAUAAGAACCGGCCAGGGCUCAGCUACCACUACACCCACACCCACCUGGCUGAGGAGGAGGGGGAGGAGAACGCCGAGCGCCACGCCCUGCCCUUCCACCGGAAAAACAACCAUAAACAGUUUUACAAAGAAUUGGCCUGGGUCCCUGAGGCACAGAGGAAACACACAGCCAAGAAGGCACCCGAUGGCACUGUCAUCCCCAACGGCUACUGUGACUUCUGCCUGGGUGGCUCCAAGAAGACGGGGUGUCCCGAGGACCUCAUCUCCUGUGCUGACUGUGGGCGAUCAGGACACCCCUCAUGUUUACAGUUUACGGUGAACAUGACGGCGGCCGUGCGGACCUACCGCUGGCAGUGCAUCGAGUGCAAGUCCUGCAGCCUGUGCGGCACCUCGGAGAACGACGGUGCCAGCUGGGCGGGUCUCACCCCCCAGGACCAGCUGCUGUUUUGUGACGACUGCGAUCGGGGUUACCACAUGUACUGCCUGAGCCCCCCCAUGGCGGAGCCCCCGGAAGGGAGCUGGAGUUGUCACCUCUGUCUUCGGCACCUGAAAGAGAAGGCCUCUGCCUACAUCACCCUCACCUAGGCCUGGCUCUGGCUCACCCGGACCUCUGGGGUGGUGCUUACCUAUCUGCCUCUCGGAGCUCCUCCACGCUCUCUCCGCCCUCAGUGCCCCACAGUGGAGGGGGACAGGGGAAGCCCGAGAGGGGGCGGGGCCACCCCCUUCCCUCUGUGCAGGUGGAAUGUUUGCCCUGUGGGUUGGUGGGCCCAGCAGGGCCCCUCUCCCUUCCUCCCUCCUUCCCCAUCCCUUGGCGAAUGGGCACCGGGGGCUUCUGCUCCCCUCAAAGCCAUACCCCGCCUCUGGGCGGGCAUGAGGGGUGGUAGAUGCCAGCCCGGGGCACGGACACAGCGUUUUUCUAAAGAAAAAGUCAAAAAGUUAAAAAAAAAAAAAAAAAGAAAGAAAAAAGAAAUUAAUAUAUACAAAGAGUCCUAUAAGGCCUGGCUGGGUGGAGGGGGUGCUGCCGAGCGCAUCCACUGGGCACCGGUCUAUGCCAGCUUCCUGCCUACCAGCCCCACCCCCCAGUUUCUGGAGUUGCAGCUGUCCCACCUCCUCACCCAAUGUGGGCACCAUCCCCCUUCGUGCCCAGGGCAGGUGGGUGUGGUGUCCACCCUCGCCCCCUCUUGGUGCCCACCGUGGAUACUGCAUGACGUGAACCAUGGUUUUGAACUCCGUUCCUGCUCCCUCCCUGAGAGCCCCACCCUGCCCGCUCUGUGCCUGCUGCCUGCCCUGGCUGGUGGGCGUCCGCUGGGGGGGCAAGGCGGGCAAGGCAGGCCCCUGCCCAGCGCCUGCUGGAAUGAGAAGCACAGACUCUACAACGGACUAGUUUUUCCCCUUUCCCCUGCUCCAGUUCCCCACCGGCCAGGCCGGGCUGCCCCCUGCCACCCUCGCUGGCCAUUUUGGGGGUAGCGAGGGGGCGUGGUUGUUUCUUGUGGUUGUGUGUGUUUGUUGUUCGGGUUAAAAAAAAGGGAAAUUGAGACUGCAAGUGGGGGGAGGUGGUGGGUUUGGGGGGUCUCCCCCAAUCCAGGCAUGCCCCCCCCCUUGUAAACGAGUCUCCUUUAUUGCCUGCCUCUGCUGUGAAUUAACUUGUUCUGUGUAUUAAACUGGGCCUGACCCCUCUGCC
Messenger RNA from Acinonyx jubatus (cheetah), 2682 nucleotides. RefSeq names its product double PHD fingers 1 (gene DPF1). The coding region runs from base 312 to 1586 and encodes 424 amino acids. Gene Ontology annotation, biological process: nervous system development. The record is from RefSeq and is a predicted model, not a curated record. Lineage: Eukaryota; Metazoa; Chordata; Mammalia; Carnivora; Felidae. The transcript has 12 exons. Gene Ontology annotation, cellular component: nBAF complex.